This is a messenger RNA of Dichotomopilus funicola, 186 nucleotides long. RefSeq lists its product as uncharacterized. The record is from RefSeq and is a predicted model, not a curated record. The transcript is spliced from 2 exons. The coding region runs from base 1 to 186 and encodes 61 amino acids. NCBI's taxonomy places the organism in Eukaryota, Fungi, Ascomycota, Sordariomycetes, Sordariales, Chaetomiaceae.
AUGAACCCGAACCCUCUGUCCGAUCGCGAAAAGGCAUUAGAGGACCAAUGGAUAAAGCAGAAAGAGUGUGUUUCCCGCGGGUUACUAACACAACGCAGAAAGCAAAUGGCAAAAGAUGCGGCCGCAAAGAAACAGGAAGCGGCCAAGCAAACGACUCAGGGUCAAGACCAAGCGGGACAGAAGUAA